Messenger RNA from Puccinia graminis f. sp. tritici CRL 75-36-700-3, 846 nucleotides. RefSeq lists its product as uncharacterized. The record is from RefSeq and is a predicted model, not a curated record. Lineage: Eukaryota; Fungi; Basidiomycota; Pucciniomycetes; Pucciniales; Pucciniaceae. The transcript has 2 exons. The coding region runs from base 1 to 846 and encodes 281 amino acids.
AUGUGUUUGACCAGGUUUUUCGUCGGUCUUGUUGUGCUUGCUAUAACUUGCAACGCAGUCGAACGCGGGGAUUUGAUCAUUGAACCGUCCACCACGGCACAUCCGAUGGACUUGAAUCAGCGUGUUGUCCCCAUCCACCCUGACAGGCCACUUUUCGACUUGAACGCAUCUCCACCCUCGUCUUCUUCAUACUCGCAAGCAUGCGAUUCGAGUAUCAGCCCAGAAGUGACCUCCACCCUUCAGCCGAGUUCAUCUCUAGUGACUCUCAACCCCUCCUUGAAUUCCUUGAAUGUGAAUGUUCAAGCAACGCCCUUGACUCCAAAAGAGCUUCGGUCUGGUAGAGACAAGUUCAAGUUACUCACAACUCACCAGACUGGCAGUGAUGUGGCAGGCGCCUAUGGAUUGGGUGAACAUGAAGAAAAGGGCCAUAACCUGUCUUCAGCACCUGUUAGACAUUUAGAACCAAGCGACUGGAACCAAGCCUCACAAAGUGGCGAUACAGAAGAUUUGAAAAAGCCUGAUUCCUCCCCUUCUUCGCAAAAUCUCCAAAACAGCAAAGGAACAACUUCCUGGGCUGGUCUAAAAGGUGAACCAUCAACUAAAAGAAGAAAAACUUCCUUCGACUCUCCCUUAGAUCUCAAUGAUCGAUCUGGAGAAAACUCAAACUCUCAACGCUUGUCAGAUCAGAAUCAACUGGGUCAAACACAUAACAGGGAUGUGGAUCCAGCAAAAACAUCUUCUGCACGCAAACAACUGAUUGAACUCAACCAGGAAACAGAUGAGAAAUUGUUGAAAGAUGAGUGUUUGGGAUUCCAGAAGAAUUUCAACCAGUACAGAAUGCAGUAA